UUCCGCAAAAGCACUUGUGAGCUUGAAAGAGGGAAGUUUAUCCAGCACGUGGAAUGAAAAGUAUAAUUCUCUGCAGAAAACACCUAUUUGGAAAAGCAAGAAUGCUGGUUCUGCUGUGGAAAUGCCCUUCAGAAAUUCAAAACGGAGUCGACUCUUCUGUGAAGAAGAUGACAGACAAAUAAACGCAAGGUCACCCAAAAGAAAUCAGAAGGUUGCGAUGGUUCCACAGAAGUUUACUGCAACAAUGCCAACGCCAGACAAGAAAGCAUCGCAGAAGAUUGGUUUGCGGCUUCGUAACCUGCUCAAACUGCCCAAAGCUCACAAGUGGUGCAUAUAUGAGUGGUUCUAUUCAAAUAUAGAUAAGCCAUUAUUUGAAGGAGAUAAUGAUUUCUGUGUAUGCCUGAAAGAAUCCUUCCCAAAUCUGAAAACUAGAAAGUUGACAAGAGUAGAGUGGGGAAAAAUCAGACGACUGAUGGGAAAACCACGAAGAUGUUCCUCUGCAUUCUUUGAGGAAGAAAGAUCAGCAUUAAAACAGAAACGGCAGAAAAUAAGACUUUUGCAGCAGCGUAAGGUUGCAGAUAUUUCACAGUUCAAAGAUCUUCCAGAAGAAAUUCCGUUACCACUCGUAAUAGGAACAAAAGUUACAGCACGGUUGCGGGGAGUUCAUGAUGGCCUGUUUACUGGACAGAUAGACGCUGUCGACACUCUCAAUGCCACGUACAGAGUGACUUUUGACAGAGCAGGUCUUGGAACACAUACAGUCCCAGAUUAUGAAGUUCUUAGCAAUGAGCCCCAUGAAACCAUGCCAAUUGCUGCCUUUGGACAGAAACAACGGCCUUCUCGGUUCUUUAUGACCCCUCCCCGAUUGCAGUAUACACCGUCGUUCCAGUCUCCAAUUACAGACAAUGAUCCUUUAUUAGGACAAUCUUCAUGGAAAAGCAAAAUUUCAGGCACAGAUAGUGAAACACUAGGCGGCUUUCCAGUAGAAUUCCUCAUUCAAGUGACCAGGUUAUCAAAAAUCCUCAUGAUCAAGAAAGAACACAUCAAACAAUUGAGAGAGAUGAAUACAGAAGCAGAAAAGCUGAAAUCCUAUUCUAUGCCGAUCAGCAUUGAGUUUCAGAGGAGAUAUGCAACUAUUGUUCUAGAUCUAGAACAACUAAACAAAGAUUUAAACAAAGUAUUGCAUAAGGUUCAACAGUAUUGUUACGAGCUUGCUCCAGACCAAGGCCUCCAGCCUGCAGAUCAGCCAACAGACCUGAGACGGAGGUGCGAAGAGGAAGCUCAGGAGAUUGUCAGGCAAGCAAAUUCCUUGACAACCGGACAGCUGUGUGUGGAAAAUGAAAACUUAACUGAUCUUAUCUCCAGACUUACAGCAAUAUUACUGCAAAUUAAGUGUCUAGCAGAAGGAGGUGACCUGAAUUCCUUUGAAUUUAAAUCACUAACAGAUUCAUUAAAUGACAUCAAGAAUUCAAUAGAUUCUUCAAAUAUCAGCUGUUUUCAGAAUAACGUUGAGAUCCAUGUUGCACAUAUUCAGAGUGGCCUGAGCCAGAUGGGAAAUUUACAUGCGUUUGCAGCUAAUAACACCAACAGAGACUGAGAACUUUAUUUCCAGCGUACAGCGAGUAGUUCUGGAAAAUCCUCUUCCUUUGCAUAGGCUUCACCAAAUAUCCUAACUGCCAGAAGAUAAGGAAAAAGACCUCUCGAGAAGGACCCUUUCUAAAUACCUUAUAUCUUCUUAAGAAAACCAGCAUUACUGGCCAGCAUUACAUUAGAUUUUUCCAUUUGUUAUUCACCUACAGUAGUUUUGCUAACCAAUAAUCUCUUAGUAACUGCAUUUAGUAUAACAAACUUGAAG
This is a messenger RNA of Tinamus guttatus (white-throated tinamou), 1855 nucleotides long. NCBI's taxonomy places the organism in Eukaryota, Metazoa, Chordata, Aves, Tinamiformes, Tinamidae. The record is from RefSeq and is a predicted model, not a curated record.